Messenger RNA from Uncinocarpus reesii 1704, 1173 nucleotides. RefSeq lists its product as uncharacterized. Gene Ontology annotation, molecular function: nucleobase transmembrane transporter activity. NCBI's taxonomy places the organism in Eukaryota, Fungi, Ascomycota, Eurotiomycetes, Onygenales, Onygenaceae. Gene Ontology annotation, cellular component: plasma membrane. Gene Ontology annotation, biological process: nucleobase transport; transmembrane transport. The record is from RefSeq and is a predicted model, not a curated record. The transcript has 3 exons. Bases 1 to 1173 code for a protein of 390 amino acids.
AUGAAAUUUCAGUUCCCUACCAUUCAUGUCGAGCAGUCCAAGUCAGCCUUUGCGGAGGGCAAUACGAGAUGGACAAAUCAUGACCUAGACCCCAUCCCUCCCCAUUUGCGGAAAUGGGGGGUGUUGAGCUUCGUUGCAUACUGGAUCUCCGAUGGUUUUGUUGUGGCAACUUGGCAAUUUGCCAGCGGUGUCAUCGCUGUCGGGCUAUCGUGGAGGGAGUCGUUGAUUAUAUCUGCAGUUGGAUAUUUCAUCAUAUCUAUCGUGAUUGCAUUAAAUGGAGCAACGGGGGUACUUUAUCAUAGCCCAUUCCCCGUUAUCGCCCGGGCCAGUUGGGGGUUUUGGGGGUCGUACAUCGCCAUCGUUUCCCGGCUUAUCCUCGCCCUGUUCUGGUUUUCUAUCAACAAUAUGAAUGGAGCAAAUGCAGUGCGAAUCAUGAUUGGCAGCAUUUGGCCUAGCUUUUUGACAUUGAGGAAUACCAUCCCAGAGGAACAAGGCAUUACCACAAACGGAAUGAUCAGUUAUCUCCUGUUCUUCAUUUUGCAGUUCCCUUUCCUCUGCAUCCACCCCAACAAACUUCGGUGGCUCUUUAUGGCCAAAUCCACGAUUGUACCGGUGUCAUGGAUAGCAAUGCUCGUGUGGGCGUUUCGAACUACGGACGCUGGAAAAUUGUUCCAAGGCAACGCAUCUCUAAGGGGAUCUGAAUAUAGCUGGACGUUUCUAGCUAGUCUAACCUCAGCCAUCGGAAGCUACGCAACCCUCAGCGUUAAUCAAGCCGAUUUCUCUCGAUACUCACGAGUGAGUGUUAUGUGGCAGCUGAUAUAUGUCCCCCUGUUGCCAGCCGUUUUCACGUUUGUUUCAUUCAUUGGAAUUGUUGUAUCAUCCGCUGGCCAGGCCAGGUAUGGCGGAGAAAUUCCCUGGGACCCGAAUACCCUGAUUUCGCUUUGGGACAAUCGAACCUGCCAGUUUUUCGCCGGGUUCUCGCUGGCGUUGGCUGCCGUUGGAGCUAACAUUUCAGCAAAUUCUUUGUCUGCCGCAAAUGAUUUGAUGGCCCUUGCGCCUCAAUACAUUAACAUCCGCCGUGGCCAGUUGCUAUGUGGGCUCUUAUCCUGGUUUUUAAUGCCCUGGAAGAUUCUUAAAUCCGCACAAGUGUUUUUGAAUUUCAUGUCUGCUUAA